AUGAUAAUAAUUAGUAGUAGUAGUAGUAGUAGUAGUAGUAGUAGUAGCCAACACUUCCAGAACAUCCCCAACACUCCCAAAACAUGCCCAACACUCCCAUAUACAUCACCAACACUCCCAAAACAUCACCAACACUCCCAAAACAUCACCAACACUCCCAUAAACACCACCAACACUCCCAAAAGAUUUCCAUCACUCCUCAAACAUGCCACCACUUCCAAAACAUUGCAAAGCUCCCUAAACAUCCUCACCAUUCCCAAAAACAUCCCCACGACUCCUCAAAGCAUCCCCAGCAUCCUCCCACACCCCGAUACUUUCAAGGCAGGAUCCACAUCACUUCCUAAACCCUAAAACAUUCCCAGUAUCAGCCGUAGGCAUCAUUCCUCAUGCCCUUACGGACCAGACACCAUUUUCCACCACUAUCCAAUUCCCCAGGUAUUUCUCCCUACCGCACCUGAGGCCACAAGCUGGUAAACUUCCCUCUUUGCCUCUCGUUCGACUGGCGUUCCCCUCGCUCCUCCCCUUCACUUUUCCAUACGUACACACACUCACACAAUACAGGAAUAUCUGGUGCCCUUUGAUAUGUUGGGUUUCAUUGGAAUUUCUAUGCCUUUGUUCCUUAAAUUCCUUUCCGUAUGAGUAUUGUCUC
Scylla paramamosain (green mud crab) is the source of this 649-nucleotide messenger RNA. RefSeq names its product probable serine/threonine-protein kinase dyrk2. Bases 1 to 351 code for a protein of 116 amino acids. Lineage: Eukaryota; Metazoa; Arthropoda; Malacostraca; Decapoda; Portunidae. The record is from RefSeq and is a predicted model, not a curated record. The transcript has 2 exons.